CUCACCCAAUCAAAGCGAAGUGAAUCCUGGAGGCUGGAUUCAAAUACUCGGUAAUUGCACAAGCAUAUCCACUUCCAAACAAGUGAGCAGUGUGCCCAGUGUCCUAGUGUUACGAGUAUUUGAGCUGUUUACAUGAUGACAAUGGUUGACGGGAUAAGUAGCGUCACCAGCCCGGGAGGCGAUAAACAAGAACACAUCAAACGACCCAUGAAUGCUUUCAUGGUGUGGUCCCGUGCUCAGCGCCGGAAGAUCGCUCUAGAAAACCCUAAGAUGCAUAACUCGGAGAUCAGCAAGAGACUUGGGGCUGAAUGGAAACAGCUAUGUGAAGACGAAAAGCGACCUUUUAUUGACGAGGCCAAGCGGUUGAGAGAGCAACAUAUGCGGGAACACCCUGACUACAAGUAUAGACCAAGAAGAAAACCAAAACCACAGGUAAAAAAACCAGAAGUUUAUCCAUUCUCUCUGCCCUACCUCCCUGGUCAUCUAGAUCCGCGUGCUUAUAUGAGCUCCACUGCCAUGCAACAGGUAGCUGUUGGAUACUCAGAGAAACAACAGCAACUGGCAGCGGCUGCUCUGCAAGCCUCCUCUUUCUCUCCUUACCCCAUGGGUGUACCGUACAAUACACCUUUAACAUCUUCGGACUCUUCGCCUAGUUUUGCUAAGCCUACUUCCACUCCUGUGUCCCCAUCCGUCACAUACAAAACCGACUUUGCUGGACUCUCUACCAGCACAGCAGCAAGUUCCCUCUACGGGCCAGCAGGAUUCUACCCUCCAGGACUACCUUCCAUAAAUUCCCAGAUGCCAGGCAUGUCCACCGGUCAAGUUCCAGUUAGUAUAACCCAUCCAAGUCCAGCAUCGUACGCAGCUUCAGCCUACAUGUCAGCAUAUGGCUACGGACCUGCCGGAUACGGAGCUUCCAGUGAUGCGCAACGACGAAAUCUUCCCCUAUUGUUCUAGAUGUAGGUGUGUUCGUUAUAUAUAUCAUGUUAAUGUAGUGCGUGAAAUUGACCUUGUCUUUCUACCACAGUCAAACUGAUGCAAGCACGUGUAUGAUAGAAUGAACUUUCUCUUCGUUAGUUAUACAUGUAUCUUGUAUAAAUGAGAGGGCAUUAAUAUGGAUCUCCCCAAAUACGUUGCUAUUAUCCAAUAGGUAUUGACCUUAUGACCAAGCCACCAGUGCCUUGAUAAGGGUAGAUAUGUAAAUGUUAGGUUUGUAAUAAGAGUGUUAACGUGUGAGUUUAUCCUGAAUGAAAGUUAUUGCUAAUCUAAACUUACUGAACGUUUAUUAAACCCCUCAAUUCGUUUUUUAAAUCUAAGGCUGAAUUGUUUUAGUCUUUUGUUUAAUAAACACCCUCGGAAGAAUACUCUUAAAUCUUGUUAGAAGUUUUAUACUUUUAUAUAAUAAACACAUUUUAAGCAAGUCUCCCGCGGAAGGAUACUCCUAAAGAUUGUUAUAAGUUAGAGUGGUCAAUAACUGUUCAAAGUUGUGCCUUAUAAUGUAGAGGACACUUCUUUCCAAGAUGUAAGAUGAAUUGAUGGAGAUGAUAUACAGUAGCUCAGAGCACUCAUGAAUGUAUACAUUAUCGAACGCAGUUUCUAUCUGUAUAUUGUUUAUAUAUAUAUA
This is a messenger RNA of Limulus polyphemus (Atlantic horseshoe crab), 1624 nucleotides long. RefSeq names its product transcription factor Sox-14-like. Lineage: Eukaryota; Metazoa; Arthropoda; Merostomata; Xiphosura; Limulidae. Gene Ontology annotation, molecular function: RNA polymerase II cis-regulatory region sequence-specific DNA binding; DNA-binding transcription factor activity, RNA polymerase II-specific. The coding region runs from base 133 to 957 and encodes 274 amino acids. The transcript has a single exon. The record is from RefSeq and is a predicted model, not a curated record. Gene Ontology annotation, biological process: cell differentiation; anatomical structure morphogenesis; regulation of DNA-templated transcription.